UCGAAUCCACCCGAGAACAACAUCCUCGGUUCCAUUCAGUCUCCGGAGAAUUAAUCCUCGCAUUAAUUUCAACUCCAUUAACGCAACGUGUAUCGCAAUCGUCCUUCCCAUCGAUCUAUUGAUAUAACGACGCUAUUGUCAAUUCUAUGAAUAGAUAAUCACUGAUCAAAAGUAUUCGGAAAAUUGUCUCUGAUUUACAGAUAUAUUUUUAUCGGUUCAUUUUUAAACGCGAUAUUUCUUACUUUUGACGUUUUAUUUAUUUGAUUAGCUUCUUUAGUUUCCUUUUUUUUUUCCUGUCUUCCAGAUAGAUUGGUCGAUUACGUCGUAUGCGCAGUGUGAAUCGAAAAUAAUAAAAAAAAGAAACGAAAAAAAAAAAUCAAAAGGGAAGGGAAGGGAAGGAAAAAAUAUAACUCACGAAAAUUUGAAAAUCUCAAAUAUGCUGCGGAGGAUUUUUAUCGUGACCUGCAUAGGAAUGUUAACGGCGGAUUUCGGCCUGGCUCAGGACUACGAGGUGUCCGAUAUACAGUGUAGCCUCGCGGGAUCCGGUUCCGAUUUGUUAACGGCGAAAAUAAGGAGACCGGUCGGUUUCAAAGGGGCUCCAUUAUUCGCCGAUGAUCGAUCGGCCAAUCCACUUACGGAUUCCAAUUGUCAGAUCAGACCCGACCCCAACGACCCCCAAGAAGAUAAUUAUCUGCUAAAAGUCACCGACUUCUCUCGAUGCGGUAUACUCAAGAGAAACGAAUUUAUCCAUCUGAGAGUCUGGUUCCCAGCGUUUCCGGGAGUCGUUAUGCUGGCCGAUCAGGAACUGAUACUCAUGUGUCGGCCACCGGAACCGACAUUGUUGAGACACAAGGCGGCUGGUUUCGCCGGUACAUUCCCCCACGGCGCCCGGGUUUCCGGAGUUGUAGAAGAGACUCCGGGACGUUUGGAAUACGAAGUCGCUCUGUACCGCGAGGCCGUUGGUAACGCGACGGAUUCCGGUACAUCCGGUUCUCAGGCGGUCGAUCAGGCGGUUCCAAUUGGUACGAAACUUCAGCUGAGGGCGAGAAUAAGCUCGGAAAGUGCCUGGGGACACAUAAAAUUACUCGAAGUAACGGUCAGUCCUGACCCCGACGAGCCUCACGCACCGGGAAGCGUCGCCCUUGUCAAGGACGGUUGCAGAAAUCGAGAUUUCGCUUCGAUAAUUCCCCACCAGCCAGCGAGGUACAGGGGGAAAAAGAACGAAGUAUUCUUAGACUUCGAAGCUUUUCUUCUGAGCUCCAUGAGGGAAAGAUCUACCCUUUGGAUCCACUCGCAGAUAAAGGCUUGCAUGGAGGCGCAAGAUUGUCAGCCAUCUUCGCAGGACUUCUGUCUGGAUUUAUUCGAGCCAUCGGGACACGGGAAGAGAAGAAGAAGGUCGCUACCCGAACCGGAAGUCGAACUACCGACGGCUGAAAAACUCGUUAAAAAGUUCAACGAAUCUGUGCCGUUCACAAAAUUCAAGGAGAACAUCGAGUACACGGUCUUAAUGCCGGGUGAUUUGUACGAAAAAGUCGCCGGUCUCGAGGGAAGCUGCGGUAGUUUUUUUUAUCUCGCUUCCGGUCUCGGCGUACUUUUGGUCUUCUCGGCUUUUAUAAUGUGCUACCUGGCCUCACGUCUCCACAACGUUACUUCCGGUGUAUCCCACAGCAAGACUAUUGACGAUUUGGUACGAGACCGGGCAAGAAAAUUCUGCGAAACUCCCGGAUACACUGGACGUUCAACGGUCCAGUAAUGGCAAUCAGGUAAAAAUCAAGGUUGUUAUUAUUCUAAUUAUAGUUAUUAUGCACAAUUUACAGAAGGAAGGUAACAAAAUAUUGAAUGCUAAGCGCAAGCUAUACAGAGGCUACUUUCUUUGGUUCUAACGAUUAAAAAGAUGAUAUUUGGAAAUGAAAUUAAUUACACGUAAUUGAUUGACUUGAAAUAUUAUUUCUUGCCCAGACAUUGAUUGGCGAUAAUAACAUUUAUUACCAGUUUCAUUAACGUCUCUUGUGUAACGGUUCUAAACGAGAAAGGAUGAAAAAAGAGGAUAAUAACCUGAACUAGUCGAUUAAUUAAAUAAAUCGCGAUGAUUUGAAUAAAUUGUUCGAAAUAUAAACCGAUAAUCGUGCGGGUAAUGUUUGGUGAUGGUGAUGGUGGGGAAAUGCG
This is a messenger RNA of Athalia rosae (coleseed sawfly), 2166 nucleotides long. RefSeq lists its product as uncharacterized. The record is from RefSeq and is a predicted model, not a curated record. The transcript is spliced from 6 exons. Lineage: Eukaryota; Metazoa; Arthropoda; Insecta; Hymenoptera; Athaliidae. Bases 437 to 1753 code for a protein of 438 amino acids.